CUUCCACGCUCUCGAAAGUGUUUCCCAGCCUUAUUUUCUUAUGAUAAAUUCAAGAUAGGCCGACAGGUAGAACGAUGGGUACGACGUGCGUUAGAAAAAGGAGUUCCAGGAUUGCGCGAAGAAUUUUUGAGCUUGAAGAGGUAUUGUCCAGAUGAUAUGACAACAAAUGCAUUUCAAGGCACUUACGAGACCGGGAAAUCUCGGUACAAGGAUGUUCCAUGUCAGGAUAAGUACCGUGUCGUGAUUCAUUGGCCUGGUGUAGCUGAGGAUUAUAUCCAUGCAAAUUACAUAGCCACACCAAUUAACGAAAAACGCUUUAUUUGCACUCAGGGUCCCAUGCCAAAUAGCGUGAUUGAUUUUUGGCAUAUGGUAAUACAAGAAGAAUCUGAUUGCAUUGUCAUGCUCACGAAUACGAUAGAAAAAGGCUUAAAUAAGUGUGAACAGUACUGGCCAAAUGACUGUGGACAAACUGCAACAUACGGCGACGUUAUUGUAACCAAUGCGGGGGUACGAUCAUUGGCACCAGAGGAAACAACCGUACGGGUAUGUAUCCUUAAGGUACACACUGGUCGUGAUCGAACACGUGAAAUACGUCACUAUCAGUGGGUGAAUUGGCCUGAUCGUGGAGUACCCCCAUGUAGGCUUACUUCAAUGGUUGGUAAAAGUGUGCUGUUGUCUAAUAUUCGUGGUACAAAAAAACCAAUCGUAGUACAUUGCUCCGCUGGUAUUGGUAGGACCGGUGCUAUUGUAGCUAUUGAAUAUAUACUGGAAAAAUUACAACAAGGAAUUGCAUGUGAAUCGAUGGAUCAAAUUCUUAAAGAACUUCGUAAUCAACGGCCUUAUACAAUACAGAAUGAUAUGCAGUAUCUCUUCGUGCACCGAGUGAUGUUAUUUUACUUUAUUGAUAAAUACAAGGUAUUUGCUGAUAAUGAGGAAGUAAUGUCGAAGUACAAACAAUUUGUAACUGAUUAUGAUAAAGCUACUUAUUGA
Molecule: messenger RNA, 990 nt
Organism: Thelazia callipaeda (thelaziosis nematode)
Lineage: Eukaryota; Metazoa; Nematoda; Chromadorea; Rhabditida; Thelaziidae
Source: the annotation of a GenBank genome assembly